AUGAUAUUUUCAGGAGUGUUAGUUUGUCUUUGUUCGUUGAUCUUUUCGCCUGUAGGCGCGAGUACCAAGGUAUGUAAAUCCGUUCGACGCUUCUUCUACUCAUGUGGUUUCUUUCUGGUGGUUUUUGACCUUUAUCUAUCUUUAUCGCUUUAGUGUUUGUUUUGUAUGUGUUCUUCUUCAUUCCCUGUAGAAGCCGUUAGAGCAUCCUCUUCCAAGAUCCCUUCCCGAAUCGAAGAUAAAUGACUUGGCACAGAGGACAGACUACAGAGCUUUUUACGAUGGUAUUUUUCUUCCAGUAUUGCGAGUUCGUGUCCCAGGAACUAAGGGACAUCACGCCGUUAAAUUGGUAAGAAAAAUAAUGGUGAAACUUGUUUCAUCUCUUUGACUUUCUUAAGUCAACAAGUUAGUGACUUUUUACCAUUGCUAUUUUGAAGUUUGUGGCGCUUAAACACCCUUGUUAAACAGAUACAGACACUCAAACGAACACUUCUCUGAAAGGAACUUCUAGUUCCUGUUGACAAAUUGAACCAUAUAUUCCUUGAUUUCUGGCCUAUAUAAAUAAUUGCCCCAUUUAAAAUACUUCUCUUAACACGAAAGCGGUUUAUGAGGCUUCAUUGCGUUGUCGAAGAGGGAAGGAUUUGUGUUGAAACGAAGAUGAGAACACGAGUAUUGAGAUAAAGUUAAGGUCGAGGUGCGAUAUGAUCGAAACAGACAACUUCUAGAAUGGACGAUUCAUUUUGGACAUAACUUACUUAAAGCACUUAUGGUAUAUUUCUCACGGCUCUAUUUUUCUUGCAAAGAUGAGCGAUAUGACCUUAUCGUAUCUUGACAUAACAAGGUAACAAGGGAGCUGUGUUCGAAAGUAUGUUUGCGAAUAGUUGUGGUAUAUCCCUAACUACCAUCUUUUGUGUUUUGUCUGUUAUCGACAUGGUACGCGUGUAUCGCUCGAUUCUUGAGAUUCUGUACUUUGACAAAAUAAAUAUUGGUCCUGUAGCUUUUCACAUAAUAUACCUCCUAAAUAUUCAAGGAAUAAAAUUGAACGUGACUAUUUUGCUGAAACCGCAUGUGGACAGAGCACGCUAAUUAUUAAACCAGCUGUUUUGGAAAAAAAGAAAAAAUACGCCCUCUGGCACUUCUCCACUUAAUUGCAUACAUUACCAUAUUACCUUGAACAAAAGCAGAAAGCGAGUUGUUUCUAAAUUUUUGGUGUUGAUAUUUUGUAAGUUGGAUCUACAUUUUAUGUGAACAUUAUUUCUGUAAAAAUCUCUGAACAAAACCCCAGUAUUAUUAAAAAUUGUUAGGAGGGACUACAUUAAUUAACAUAUUAAUGCUUUUACAGAAUGUGAAGUAAAUUACUGACCUAUCUAACUUGCUUGAGUUGUGCUUUUUUUUUCGUUUUAGAAAAUCUAAAGUUAUUUUUGGUGUACUGCAAAAGAAAAAACAACAUACACACACACCAAUCACUUAAAUGUCCUGAUUUUCCUGAUAUGUAAAUAAUUUGUAUUUCAGAAUUUAUUUAUUGAUAAAGAACUUUCCAAAACAGGAUGCUUAUUUCAAAAUUGUUUUUUCAUUUUUUUAAAAAGUUAGACUCGUCUAGUUUUCUAGCCUGGUUUACUUUGAGGCUGGUGUUUAUGCACCCUUUUUUCUGAACCUCAAAUAAAAUUAUGAAUGCAAAUUUGUUUAAAAUUCUGUUCAUUAUUAGCUGUACCAAAAAUGCAUUAUUUUAAAGUAAAAUCUGUAAGUUUGGGUUUUGAUAUGAGGAUGAAGGGACAUUUAAAAAAGAGAAAAAGUUAUAUAUUUAUUGUUAAAUAAGAAGCAAUGUAAUUGUCAAAUAUAAAUGUAAAUCACUGAACCCCCUUCCUUAAUUAGUUUUCCUUUUUUUAAAGAAAAUUAAAUUGACCAGCAUAAUUAUUUGACGCUGUGGAGAUAUUUAUUAAAUUGAAUGUUGGCUGGCAUAUUCUUAAGUGUUUGUUUUGGGAACACAUGAUAUAAACUUUACUGAGUUUGUUGAGAAAUCAAAAUUAAUUAGGCCAUAAAUUUUAGUUUUACCUCACUGGGUUUUUAUUGAUUUAACAUUUUGCCUUUCCACAUACAUGUCAAUUUUCAACAGUGUUACAUUUAUUUUUGGACAGUGAUUCACAGAUAUCAUGAUAAAUUGCAAAACAUCUGGCCCAGCUUCAUAAAUUUUAACACAAAUUCUCUAAACUGAUCCUUAAACAUUUCAUUAAAGAAUGAGUUGUGAAAAUUUUUCUCUGGUGAUCAUCUUUUUAAUUCUCGUGAACUAAUGUCUUGACAAUGUAUGGAUAUUGUUAGGAGAAAGCUGAUGUUGGUCACUAUUGGAACUUAAACUGUUAACAUUGGGUAUUAUCACUGGUAUUCAUUCCAAAGAGACCUUCUAUCAGGGUUGUCAAGAUAAUCCUCAAGCUAAAAGUGCAGGAAAACAAAUCAGAUAAUCAAAGAAAACAGCAUAAAAAUUGUUUAGUUAAUGUUUCAAUGGAUGUUGCUACAGUUUUUUUUAAGUAGGGGUUUUAGGUCUUGGAUUUAGCUGGUAUCUGGUCACUUUAUUUCAUGGCCAGAUCGUACCACAAUAUAGUUUGAAUUUGUCAUGAGUCUUUAAGCCAUAAGUAGAAACAAUGGCAUUGCUCGUGUAUACUUCAUUAUUUAAGCCAAGAAGCCAAAAAAGUGCAUUUUACAUCACGUUUUACACUGAAACUGUGGAAUGAUCUGACCAAAAAAUGGAACAAUCUGACCAUGGAAUGAAGUGACAGUAAACCAUUUAGCUUAUAUGUAAAGAAACUGGUUCAACGACUAGCUAUUCCCCAGGGUAUGGACUAACCAUGGCAACACUCUACACCUUUUCCUUUAUAUAUGGCGUAAAAAGUUGAUGCAAACAAUUUUAAAAUCUUUUUUUUCUCAGUUUAUAAAGAAGCAAUUUGAAGAUUUGGACUGGACAGUUACCUUAGAUGAAUUUGAUGACAUGACACCCUAUGGGCCAAAGCGAUUUACCAACAUCAUCGCCACUUUGAAUCCCAAUGCAAAACGCAGGCUUAUUCUAGCAGCUCAUUAUGAUUCAAAAUAUUUUCCUGAGGACAGCGAUGGUAGAUACUUUUUUGGCGCUACAGACUCAGCCAUGCCAUGUGCAAUGUUGAUUGAAAUUGCCAAGACGGUGACACCUUUGUUUAAAGCACGGGGGCAGCGGCAAGAUAGGCUGGUCAAUGAUGAUGAUGAUGAGGUUUGUUAGAGUUAGUUUUUUAUAAGUUUUUUUUGUACAAAUUUGUAUAUGCAAUGUUAUAGACACUGUGUUAUCGACACAUUUUCAAAAGUCAACAUAUUAAUAAUUAAUGGAUUAAUAAUUAAUAAUAGAGAUAAAUAGAUAGAUAAAUGUAGAGAUAAAUGUGUAGCAGUCAUGGCCAUAAUAAUAUUAAGGACUUCAGUUUGCCAGUUUGGCGCUAAAUUUAUUUUGUUUACAGCAAUCAGAUGUCACUUUGCAAAUGGUGUUUUUUGAUGGAGAGGAAGCAUUUAAGGAGUGGACAAAAAAUGACUCACUUUAUGGCUCGAGACAUCUUGCUGAAGUAUGGAGCAACACAACUCAUCCAAAGGGAUCAAAUACCACAAUGAUCGAUACCAUAGUAAGUAUAAAAUAUAGUAAUUAUAAUAAUUAAAUACUACAAAAAUUAUGUAUGUUGGUCAGAAAAUUUGAACACUGCUUGUAUAUAUGUUGUAGGGAAUUUUUUAUUUCAGUUAAUUUUUUUGUUUUCUUUGUUUCAUUAUAUGUUCAUAUGUAUCAGUGUAACAAAAUCAGUUUUUAAUUAAGUUUCUUUCCUUGCUUCCUUUGAAACAGAAUGCCUUGGUACUGUUAGAUCUAAUUGGUACUUCUGAUCCACAACCCACAUUUUAUAAUACUUUCAAAGAGACAGAUGAUUUGUUUCAGAGAUUGGAGCAGAUAGGUAAGACACUGUCAUUCAGCCACACUGUAAAUGUCUAUAAUCACGGAGAACCAUCUCUUUUGUGAUGCCAUCCAUUUUAAUAAUCGUAGACAACUGAACAAGGAAUAAAGAUCAGGGGUUUCAAUAAAAAUUGAAGUAGCAAGUAGGUUUGAAUAGAGUAACCGACUGUAUCAGCAAGGGGCUGUUGACUAAAUCACUAAAUUACGUACUUUUGCACGCAAACAAAUUCUGUCUAAACCUAUAAUGAAACUUGUGAAAAAAUGACUGAAAUAUAGCAUUCACAUGACUAAAGCACAACGUAAAACCAUUGGGCCUUAAUGAAAACUCACCGUAAUUACAUUUUCAUUCAGACUCGUGCAUAAGGUGCACCUGUGAGUUGGCAGGUAUAUAUAGUGUCAUUUCAAUAAAGGAGAUUUGAGCAAUUUAUUUAAUGUGCUAUUUUUCAAAACUGGGUCAUUCUCUUUGGGAAAAAUGUUCCCGAUCAGUCAAUUAAUACUUCAGAAACUUUUUAUUAUUGUUAUUGAUGCUGUUGUUUGUUUCUUUUGACAGAGCGGCGCUUAAUAAGCACCAACAGGCUUAUAGAACGACGGCCUCAACCCUAUUUUAUGCAUGGUCUCAUGGAUCGCAGAUAUUUAGUUGAGGAUGAUCAUAUACCUUUUUUAGAGAGAAGUAAGCAUUGUAGCAAAUAACAUAAUUGUGAAAAAUCAACAAUAUGCUGAGAAAUCAUAUACAAGUGAUGUAAGGAGAAUAUGUUGUUACUAAUGUUGUGAAGGGAGUGUGAUGUUCUUCGAAAAAUCAGAUUUAAACCCCUAAAGGAAAUCAAUGUUUGGCAUGGCUCAGGAUUUAUUCAACCUCUUCAAGGACCUAUGGUACUCUAAAAUUCCUUGAACCAAUGAUUUAUUAUAUUAAGUAAAAGCUAUUGCAAAAAAAAUGUCAAAAUUGAGAAUUGUCUCCAACAGAGUGACAGUGGUUGGUUUGGUCUGUAAGUAAGGAGGUCUGUAUAUGCAUAAAUAUUUUAUCUUUCAAUCCUAAAUACCCUAUAUAGAGGUACCAAAGUCAAAGGAGAAGCUGCAGAUUGCCUUGUUUUUCCAAAAAUUUCUUUUCUGGUUUCAAUACUGGCACUUUUUGUCAUUUUGCAGGGCUGUUACUGAGAUUUCAAGUUGCCGGGUAAAUACAACAAGUAGGCAGGGAAUCAAACAGCUAGGGAUUUCUUUUGGUUCUAUUUUCCUAUAAGAGUAUAGUAGCUGGGGGAAAUCCCUGGUCCCCAGAUCUUAAUGACAGCCCUGAUUUUGUUACAACAUGUUGUCAAAGAUGGUAGAAAUAAAAAACAAAAAAAACAAGACAAUCUGGUGUUGCUUAGUGUACUUCACUCAAGCAGGCUUGGCUGCAUUCAUGUAAAAGGUUUUUGUGGUCUAUAAAUAGUUUCAUAAAUGCAUUUUAAUUUUUCUUUUCUAGAUGUCAAAAUUCUUCAUCUGAUUUCACUACCGUUUCCUAACUGUUGGCAUCAAGUCUGUGACCAUGAAGGCGAAAUUGACCCCAAAGUGGUUCAGGAUUUGCUGAAAGUGUUUCAAGUAUUUGUUGUUGAGUACUUUGGCCUUGCAGUGGUAUAA
Porites evermanni is the source of this 5557-nucleotide messenger RNA. Lineage: Eukaryota; Metazoa; Cnidaria; Anthozoa; Scleractinia; Poritidae. The record is from the annotation of a GenBank genome assembly.